Closterium sp. Naga37s-1 is the source of this 4371-nucleotide messenger RNA. The record is from the annotation of a GenBank genome assembly. Lineage: Eukaryota; Viridiplantae; Streptophyta; Zygnematophyceae; Desmidiales; Closteriaceae.
AUGACGGUGACUGUUCUGUUAUCUUUCCCUCCUUCCCCAGCCGCAUUCCCAACACCUCCUCUCCCCCCUUCUUCCAGAGCUGCUAGAAGCGAACUGCUAGAAGCGGUGGGUCGCACACUGCUAGAAGCGGUGGAUCGCACAGUGAGUGUGGCGGCACGCAAUGAGGAUUCAGCUUUGGAGGAGCAGCUAGCAGCACUGGAGCCUGUGGGAGUGCGUAAGACACCAGCAACAAGGGAAAAGGCCAAGCCGGACAGGUCGAAAUCAAAACCAACCUCUACCAGAGCCACUAACGGGGCAGCUCUUAAAGGGUCCGUCAGUGCUCCAUCCCUGGACGAGCCUGGAAGCUCCUCCGAAACAGAGGGAAAGACAGCAGGCACAGCAGGGGUGCGAGGGGGGAAGGGUGCAGGGGGCGGCAGGAGAAAGAAGGUCGAGGCGAGCUCUAGUGGAGGGUCAACUGGUGGAGGUUCAAGUGGUGGAGGUUCAACUGGUGGGGGAUCAGCUACAGGAGGAACGACCAGUGGGGGGUUAACUGGAGGAGGUGCGACUCUGACUGUUGGGAGCUUAAUUGCUGGUGCGGGGUCAGACGUUCUUCUUGCGGAGGCUAAAGCAGCUGUGCCCCUUUCAGUUUCAGCAGCUGCAAGAACCACUGAUGCAGCUGCUGAGAAGAGGGGGUCGGGUGCGGAAGCAGGAGCAGAGGAAGGAGCAGCAGCAGGAGCAGCUGGAGGGGCAGGGGGGGGAGAAGCAAGGGGAGCAACAGGAGGAGUAGCAGUGGCAGCAGGGAAUGGGGACGUGAGGUCAGAUGCUAGUAAAGCUGCUGCUGCUGUUGCUACUGCUGCUGCCACGCCCGCAGAUAGCGGGCCAGGUUUGGAUGGCCCAGGUUCCGGCCUAGAUGCAGGUUCGGCACCUGGCACGACUGCUGGUUCGGCAGCUGGGUCGGAUGCUGGCUUGAGCAGUGGUUUGGGGAUUGAGGCAGUGACAGGUUCGGAUGCUGUAAACACUGGGAUUGCAACAGAUAUAGGAGGGGCAGGAGGGAGCGAAGGAAUGGGCGAAGGAGGGGUAGGGAGCGAAGGAAUGGGCGAAGGAGGGGUAGGGAGCGAAGGAAUGGGCGAAGGAGGGGUAGGGAGCGAAGGAGGGAGUGACAUGGCUGCACAGCAGAGUAAGGUCACAGAGAGGGGAGGGUGUGAGGGAGAGAAGCAAGAUGCUGCGGUGGAUGAGGAGUUUUCAGUGGCAGCUGAAGGCGGGGUGCUUAUAACAGGAGGUCAAUCGGCAGGGGAAAUGGGAUCAGGAUCAGAAGAGGGGGUGAGGAGUGGGAGAAAGGUAGAGUUAGGAGGAAGUGAGGUAGGAGUGGGGGAAGGGGCCGGUAGCAAGGAGGGGGUGGAAGGUGAAAUGGGAAGUGAUCAUAACGGGAGGGGGGAAGGGGUGGAGAACGGUGUAAAGGCUGAGGCUGGGGUUGGGGUUGGGAUUCCUGGCACCGAUGUGACAGGGGGAGAGGGAGCACGGGGUGAUAGUAAGGAGGGAAUGACGGGAGGGGUUAGAGAGGGGAGGUUAGAGAAUGGGGGAAACGAAGAGGAUGGGGAAGGGGAGAGGAGAGUAGGGGAGCAAGGGGGGGUAGAAAUGGAGGAGGGAGGCGGAGUGGAAGAAGCAGAGGGAGAAGAGGAUGGAGGGGAAGGAGAGGAGGAGGAAGAAGAGGAAGGCGAGGAGGAAGGGGAGGAGGAUGGGGGUGAGGAGCAGGAAGAGGAGGAGGAAGCGGAGGAGGAGGGAGUGGAGAGGGACAGGAAGACGAGAGAGAAAGUGCUGAAAGCAUCAGAGACUCAGAGGGAUCUGGAGGAGGUAUAUCUGUGCACAGCUGUCGGCGCGGCUGCAGGAGUAGAAGGCAGAGAACGAGCUGCUGAAGCGACUUUGAAUUGCCUAUCAGCGCGGCUCCAGGAGUAUAAGGCGGAGAACGAGCAGCUGGAGGAGCUGCUGCAUGAGGAGGUGAGGAGUGGAGUGGUGCAUGGAGAUGAGGAGUGGUGCAUGGAGAUGAGGAGUGGUGCAUGGGAGGUGCAAGGAGAUGCAGUGAGGUGUGAGGUGCAGCGAGGUACUACAAGUAUGAGGCACAUGAGCAUCACCUUUCCUAAACUGCAGGCAGAGAACGAGCAGCUGGAGGAGCUGCUUCACGAGGAGGUGGGGCUUGGACUGGGUGAGGGGAGGGAGGGAGGGAGGGAGGGAGGGAGUGGAAAGGCAGUGGCAGCGGGGAUGGAGGCGAAGAACCGCGAGAUAGAGGCUCUGUGUGGCGCGCUAGAGGAUGCUGAGAGGCAUUCCGCUGCUCUCCAAGCCAAGCUCGCCUCCCUGCAGGUGCGUAUGAGUGGCCAAGCUCGCCUCCCUGCAGGUGCGUAUGAGUGGGUGAGGGGAGGGAGGGAGGGAGGGAGGGAGGGAGGGAGUGGAAAGGCAGUGGCAGCGGGGAUGGAGGCGAAGAACCGCGAGAUAGAGGCUCUGUGUGGCGCGCUAGAGGAUGCUGAGAGGCAUUCCGCUGCUCUCCAAGCCAAGCUCGCCUCCCUGCAGGGGAGGGAGGGAGGGAGGGAGGGAGGGAGUGGAAAGGCAGUGGCAGCGGGGAUGGAGGCGAAGAACCGCGAGAUAGAGGCUCUGUGUGGCGCGCUAGAGGAUGCUGAGAGGCAUUCCGCUGCUCUCCAAGCCAAGCUCGCCUCCCUGCAGGUGCGUAUGAGUGGCCAAGCUCGCCUCCCUGCAGGUGCGUAUGAGUGGGUGAGGGGAGGGAGGGAGGGAGGGAGGGAGGGAGGGAGUGGAAAGGCAGUGGCAGCGGGGAUGGAGGCGAAGAACCGCGAGAUAGAGGCUCUGUGUGGCGCGCUAGAGGAUGCUGAGAGGCAUUCCGCUGCUCUCCAAGCCAAGCUCGCCUCCCUGCAGGGGAGGGAGGGAGGGAGGGAGGGAGGGAGUGGAAAGGCAGUGGCAGCGGGGAUGGAGGCGAAGAACCGCAAGAUAGAGGCUCUGUGUGGCGCGCUAGAGGAUGCUGAGAGGCAUUCCGCUGCUCUCCAAGCCAAGCUCGCCUCCCUGCAGGGGAGGGAGGGAGGGAGGGAGGGAGGGAGUGGAAAGGCAGUGGCAGCGGGGAUGGAGGCGAAGAACCGCGAGAUAGAGGCUCUGUGUGGCGCGCUUGAGGAUGCUGAGAGGCAUUCCGCUGCUCUCCAAGCCAAGCUCGCCUCCCUGCAGGGGAGGGAGGGAGGGAGGGAGGGAGGGAGUGGAAAGGCAGUGGCAGCGGGGAUGGAGGCGAAGAACCGCGAGAUAGAGGCUCUGUGUAGCGCGCUAGAGGAUGCUGAGAGGCAUUCCGCUGCUCUCCAAGCCAAGCUCGCCUCCCUGCAGGCGAGCUCUGAAGCCCUGUCCAAGAACCGGGACUCCACAGAGGCGCGCAUGAUCCAGGCGCUCAGGGAGGAGCUGGCUGCUGCUGAGAGGCGGUGCGACGAUGAGCACGCAGCGCACCUCGUGACAAGACAGGAAGCAGCAGCACGGGAGCUGGAGUUAGAACAGCAGGUGGCGGAGGGCGUGGCAGCACUCUCUCGCAUGCAGAGGGCAGUGGAGGAGCGCACACAGCGAGUGUCAUCCCUUGAAGAGAAGAUAUCUGUUCUUGAGAUGGAGUGCAGCAGUCUCAACAGCGAGCUACAGGCACACGACGACAAGGCUAAGAGGGAUCUCAGGCGGCCAGUCACAGCAGACGACCCCUCCGUCCUUGCCCAGGUGCAGGCAUGGAAGGAGGAGUCGGAGCGAGCAAGGCAGCUGCUACGAGAGGCAGAGGGGAAGCUGGCAGGCAGCGAGGCAGAGGUGCAGAAGCUGCGAGUGGAGGUGGAGGCUCACAAGAGGGAUGCAGACUCAUCCUCGUUACAGGCCAAUGCAGAGAUGGAAAAGCGCUUCAAGGAGUUGACAGAGCUGCUGUGUCUGAAGCAGAGUCAAUUAGAGACAAUGACGAGUGAGAGGCAGGCGGCCAUGCUGCAACUGAACAAGGAGAGAAGAGAGCUGCAACUGGCCAAGGCACAGGCGGAGAGGGACAGAGCGGCACGCCGGUCAAUGCUGAUGGCAGCUGACGAGGAGGACAGUGAAAUGCAGUCUCUGGAGUCCGUGGGUUUGCCUAACCGGCGCUUCAUAGGCAAGAGGAUUCAGCAAGCAGCAAAGCUCAUCGAUCAUGGCACAGUGACUGCCGGCCGCUUCUUGUGGCGCCGCCCACUUGCCCGCCUUGGACUUGUCUGCUACUUGGUCUUUGUUCAUCUAUUUCUCAUGUACCUGCUGCACAGAUUACAGGAGCAAGCGGACGAGCUGCUGAACAAGGACCAGGUAUAUUUGGCUGCAGAGGCGGCAGCAGGCAUUGUGAAGCCUCACCCAGCUCGUCGUUAG